AGGGGAUUUGGUCAUUUCAUCCGAAAUUAAAAUCUUUAAUUUCUGAUUGAUUUUCUUAGCUAGAUCCAGCCUGUAUAAAUUUCAGUGCAAACCCACGUUCGUUCUUGCUUCUUUGACUUGGUGGUUGAAACUUGAAAAAGUCUCCUUAAAAAGAAGUAAUGACCUUUGUUCAAUUAAAUUAAAUUGCACUCCUAUUUUUUCUUCCACUGUAGAAAUAUAUUCCUUUUUUUCAGUUUCUGAGUUCACUUAUGAGAUCGAACAAAACCCAUUUCGAUUUUGGGUACCUGUUCUGUUUCAUGGCGACCCAAGUUAUCAUCUUUCAGUUAGUUUUGCAUUGACUGUGUUAAACCCAGUGGUAGAUUGCAAAAUAGAGUGUAUUGGUAAACUUGGUCCAGUUGGGUUUCGUUGGUGGUCUGUAUUUGUGGUUGUGGGCUCUGGGAUUUUUUUUGCCAAAAAAAGGCAACAAUGGCGGCAUCUAGAAGAUAAGACUUGAUGUAAGUCAGCUAUGGACAGGAUGACAUCCUCUGUGUUUGCUUGAAGACAGCUCUUAUACAGGCUUCUUUGUAGGUUUUAUCUACUGGGUUGACUUGUUUAGGAGAAAGGAACAAUUUGGCUUUUGGAGAAAGAGGUGAUUCGGUGGAAACAAAUUGAAAAAUUGGUUCAGAGCUAAUUUGGAAGUGAAAGCAUUGGGCUGGAGAUAUAUUUACAGCCAACUGAUGUUUCGAGAUGGAAUGUUAUUGGCUUUGAAGAAGUUUUCGGUGUUCCUUUUGAGGUUACAUUGUCUGGUUUAGGAAUCAGACAUACAUAGAAAAGAAAAGUAAGAGAGAAUUUCGAAUUUGGGUAAUGCCCCAUACGAGGCUUGUUUUCGUAGUAUUAGACACUACUACACUGUGUCUUAUUCUCUUACUGAUCCUUUUUGGGUUCCUCUGUCUUCUGUAUGUGAUUUACUUCCAUUCUAAGACUCUAAGUGAGGGGUAUAUCCAGUUACGCAGCUUUAAUGCACAUUGGGUUAUCCGAGUCAUCCUUAUACUCUUUGCUAUUUUUUGGGGACUGUUCGAGACCUCACGUAUUAGUUUAUUGAAAACCACGGGUUGGGUUCUUCCAUUUCUAAGUUUAAGAUGGCAAGAGAAAUUGUGUGAGCUUUACAUUGUCGGGAAUCUGGGUCUCACAGAGCCAAUCUUAUUGCUCAUAUUGGCUGGCCUGGUUCAAGGUUCACUUUGGCAAAGUCGGCCUCAUCGACGGAACAGGAGGUUGAUUGGUCACACUCUUCUAUUUUGCUUUCCAGUUCUUAUUUUACAGCUCUAUUGUGUUAUAAUUUUCCCCAGUCUUUGCAAGAAUUUGGGAGAUGAUAGUGGAAAUAUUGGAGCAAAAGCUUGUAAAUACUUUACAAAGCCAUAUCUGAAGGAAGGGAACAUCGUGAGUUGUAUCUAUCCUCUGUCUGCCACAGUUGUACUUGGGGUGUUUGAUUUCUUGUUCAUCUGCUAUUUUGUGCAUAUAGGAGUGAGAGUGAUUUCACUGGCCAUCAAUAAGGGCCUCCAAAAGAGAGUUCGUUUCUUGGUAUUCUCAGUUGUGGGGUUGCUUCCUUUGAGAGUUGCUCUUCUUGUGCUUUCAGGUUAUUCUUUGCUAGGGCUUGGUUUAUUUGAAGUUCUUGUGAUGUUUGCAUUCAUAGCAAUGCUUUUCUUAUUGGUGGCUGGCAUUUGUGUUCUCGUUUAUCUGCCUGUUUCUGAUUCACUGGCAGUAAGGGGGCUAUGUACAGUGAGCAGUAUUUGGUAUUUGGAAAGAAUUAUGGCACCAAUGGACUCUCUUAAUAGGAAUCUCUCGAGUAUUGGUAGUGCUGAUGAUUCCUUCAUUGUUGGGCAGCAGAGUCUUCUCGAUGCAACUGAAAGUGGAACUAGUGAGAGAAAAGCUGCCGACUUUCACAAAGCAAACUUAUUGGUUCCCAUUCAAAAUGAUCAUACCAGUUAAAAACACGAGCCAUGUCAAUCCAUUCUAGUUUGUGGUGUCAGUUGGAGCAUGCAAGUGGAGAUUUAUUAUAGUUCCUUACGGUUUUAAUGAUAUCUAAUUUCCUCAAUAGGGAAGUUAAAGUGAGCAACCUUUUCUCUGCCAAACUUGCUCCUCCUCCAAUUUCUCCUGCUAAACUUGGAGUAUGCCAUGGGCCAUUGUGCUGUGCAGCAUGAUGUUGUGGCUUCAUGUGUGAAUGACUUAUCCUUGUUUUGUAUUUGAGGCAAAUUCAUAGAUGCAAAGAAUAAGCCAAUGAGUUACUCGAGCUUUGACGAUGUUGAUUUGUUUUGUAUGUAAUCAGCCCUUAAUCAUGUGAAGAGAGGUUUAAGUGAUAAGUUUUGUUGUGUUGCACAAAGAUGAUUGUCUUCUGUGCAGGUGUAUUAGAGUUGAUAGGUUUUUGUGUGUUCAUAGCUGAUAAGUUCUAUUAUGCUUCACGAAGAUGAUUGUCUUUGUACAGCCCCAUCCCCGCUUAAUUGAUAAGUUUAUAGUGUUUUGUGAUGGUUCUCA
Messenger RNA from Amborella trichopoda, 2508 nucleotides. The record is from RefSeq and is a predicted model, not a curated record. NCBI's taxonomy places the organism in Eukaryota, Viridiplantae, Streptophyta, Magnoliopsida, Amborellales, Amborellaceae.